AUGCAAUUUUUAAUUGAAAUCUCAGGUAGAAUUAACGUUCCUAUUAAACUAGAAAAAUUCUGCAAUUUCAAUUAGAAUACUUGUUUUGGAAAAAUAUUUAAUAAGUAUGCCCAAUUUUUAAAAUAUACUUUGAAAAAAUACUUCUAGAACGAAUUCCCAAAAUUGAAUGAUUUUAUUUUAUAAUCGGAAGAAGAAGCAGAAAUUUUUAAAGGAAGCAAUCUAGAAUCAUAUCUUAUAAAACCAGUGUAGAGAUUACCUAAGUGUGUCCUUUUACUUAAAGAUUUGAUCAAACACACUUGA
Paramecium tetraurelia is the source of this 300-nucleotide messenger RNA. RefSeq lists its product as uncharacterized. The transcript is spliced from 2 exons. Gene Ontology annotation, biological process: intracellular signal transduction. Lineage: Eukaryota; Ciliophora; Oligohymenophorea; Peniculida; Parameciidae. The record is from RefSeq and is a predicted model, not a curated record. Gene Ontology annotation, molecular function: guanyl-nucleotide exchange factor activity.